Molecule: messenger RNA, 1095 nt
Organism: Gracilinanus agilis (Agile Gracile Mouse Opossum)
Lineage: Eukaryota; Metazoa; Chordata; Mammalia; Didelphimorphia; Didelphidae
Product: trace amine-associated receptor 7a-like
Exons: 2
Coding region: 31-1095 (354 amino acids)
Biological process (GO): G protein-coupled receptor signaling pathway
Cellular component (GO): membrane
Molecular function (GO): trace-amine receptor activity
Source: RefSeq, a predicted model, not a curated record
AGAAAUUUCAAACAUCAAAGAACAAGAAUCAUGAACAACAGCAAUGGGUCCCAAUCUACAAUUGUGCAGCUUUGCUAUGAGAAUGUCAAUGGAUCCUGUUUUAAGACUCCCUAUUCCUCUGGACCUCGAAUGAUCCUCUAUGUGGCUUUUGGCUCUGGGGCUCUACUGGCUAUCUUGGGAAACCUCCUGGUCAUGAUUUCAAUCCUUCACUUCAGACAGCUGCACUCUCCAGCCAAUUUUCUCAUUGCCUCCUUGGCUUGUGCUGACUUUUUGGUGGGAGCCACUGUGAUGCCCUUCAGCAUGGUGAGGUCAGUGGAGAGUUGUUGGUACUUUGGAGAGAGUUACUGUAAACUUCACUCUUGUUUUGAAGGAUCAUUUUGCUAUUCUUCCAUUUUUCACUUGUGUUUCAUCUCCAUUGAUAGAUACAUUGCUGUCACUGACCCUCUGGUCUAUCCAACCAAGUUCACUCUGAAUGUUUCCCUGGUAUGCAUCACAUUCUCAUGGCUUCUUGCUAUUGGUUAUACCUUUUCACUUCUUUGUAGUGGUGUGAAUGAGGAUGGGCUGGAGGAAUUAGUAAGUGCCCUCACCUGUGUGGGAGGCUGUCAGAUAGCUUUGAAUCAAACCUGGUCAAUGAUAAGUUUUCUACUGUUCUUCAUCCCCACUCUGAUUAUGGUCAUUCUCUACUGUAAGAUUUUUCUAGUAGCUAAAGAACAGGCUAGAAAGAUUGAAAACACAAGUAGCAAAGGGGAAUCUUCAUCCUCAGUGAGUUACAAAGCCAGAGUAUCCAAGAGAGAAAGAAAAGCAGCAAAAACACUGGGAAUUGCAGUGAUUGCAUUUGUGAUUUCAUGGUUCCCUUACUUUAUUGAAGUAAUAAUUGAUGCUUUCCUAGGGUUCAUCACCCCAACAUAUAUUUAUGAAAUUUUAUUAUGGUUUUCCUAUUAUAACUCAACCAUGAACCCUCUGAUUUAUGCUUUCUUUUACCCUUGGUUUCGAAGAGCAAUAAAAUUGAUUGCAACUGGGAAAGUCUUCAGAGGUCACACUUCAACAAUAGAUUUAUUUUCUGAAAAGGUAAAGGUCUCAGAUGAAACAAAUUAA